This is a messenger RNA of Striga hermonthica, 882 nucleotides long. NCBI's taxonomy places the organism in Eukaryota, Viridiplantae, Streptophyta, Magnoliopsida, Lamiales, Orobanchaceae. The record is from the annotation of a GenBank genome assembly.
AUGGAAUGUCGUUUUCUGCUCAAUCCCAAUGAUGUUGAUCAGACGGGUCAUCCUCGGCUGCUCGUAUCUCAUGGCAAAAACCUCAAAAACCACGCACUCUACAACGUACUCAAAAACCAACACGUUGACUUAAACAUACCAGAGGUAGUCUCGAAGCUAGUGUUCUUCACCUCAUACGGUAAUAGGCCCAUCCUCAUCGACUUACACAAUGAUCCCCGACAUUCCAUCCAGGAUUGCGGUUGUUGUCUCCUAAACAUAACCUUUGGCCAAACAAUUCGUAUCCCGCACAAGUGGAUAUUCAACUACAACACGUUUUUUGAAUGCGUCCUGUGCGGGCCCCCGACCGAACCCGACUACCACCUCAUCAUCCUCCUGACCGUUUGUCUUGAUGGUGCGUGUGGCGACGGAGGAGCUCUACACGUGGCCCGUGAAGCCGAGUGCAACCAAGGACUUUAUAGUCGAGUCGUGGAUGAUGGGGAGAUGCUUGUAGUUCGGGCGGUCGUGCAGAGGUACAGGGACUUGUUCGAAAACGUGGCGUAUUUCAAGGUUUCCCGCAUAAUUAUGGGGAAUGAGAAUAAGGAGUAUGUGGAGGAGCUGAUGAGCAUAGGGAACCGUGCCCUUUUCUUAGGGAAGAACGGGAGCACGACAUGUUUUGCGGACGGGUCCUCAUCGGGGGUUAGAAGGAACUCGAUAUAUUAUUAUUGGGACGAUCGGAAUUUGUAUGUGUAUGAUUUCGAAGAUCGGAGCACGACACCACUCAGGCCGUGUCCGGUUAAGGCGCCAGCUCGUGCCACAUCACGCCGAGAAUGGAAUUCCGACCUGACUGGACGCCACAUCAGCUAUUCCGGCGAAAAUGAGCACCGGAAUGUCAUUUUGGACUAA